UGGGUUGAAAUGACAAUCUAAAUCACUGCUGUGCCGCUUUUCUCCAGAAGGUGAAACCGGUAAACCAGGUGAUUAAAAAAACGGGCAAAGUGCGUAUUAGGGUGCGGUCAGUGUAAGGUGCGCCAGCCCCUGCCUUGCCUGCUGCUUCUCUCACCUGACGGAACUGGAUCCCCGUUCCGAAAUCCUCGGAACCAGCCGCAGUGGUGAGCGAGUCAUGGCCCAUCUGGAGCCUCUCAAAUCGGCCCUCGCCAUCAACGUGGACGACACAUCACUGGCCCUACCCUCCACCCACCACCAGUACCGAUCCGGGCAGCAGCGGGUUAUGGAGCAGGUCCAGACCGUGCAGAGGACCCGGUCGAGGCAUUCAAGCAGCAGGACUGGCUCCACCUCUUUGUCUCCUACUAGCCCUUUGACUGAUGUGUUUUACGAUUCCAGCACCUCCAAUGGAAACGCCUUCUUUGGGAAUGGCUACUCAAAAACCCUCUCUCAAGAAAAAAAUAUCAACCGCAAAGUCACCAACAACACAGCGAGCAGCACAGCCAAGAAGAAGAGCUCUUUAACCCAUCGCUACGACCAUGGCUACUCCCACGUCGGACCCGUGACCCUGGGCCUGGUUCCCGCCAACCACGAUGAACCCGACCUUGGCCGGCAGCAGCAGCACUCUUUGCCCAAACGCUACAAUCCUCCACAGAGACUCCUCUCCAACACCAACCGCAGCACCUUCAGGGCGGAGAGGACGACCAGUCAGCAAUUCAUCAGCAACAAUCAGCAGUUUGUAUGCAAGCAAGCCGAGACCAACAAAACCCAGUCAAAGCCUCUUGUCAUGGAGAGUGUCACCAACAGCAAAGGGGAUUCUGGGUCGGGGAACAGUGGAAUGGCCGACCUCACCAUGAAGGAAGCUGUGGAGUUUCUCUCCAACGAGGAUGACCGAUACAAACACUGUGGGGUUGCUUACAUCCAACACAACACCUUCAUUGACGACAAAGCCAAGGAAGAGGUGUUGAAGCUGAAUGGAAUAGCUCCUCUGGUGGCGCUCCUGCAAAGCCCCAGCCUGCGCCUCAAUCAAGCGGCCUCGGCCGCCUUGCGCAAUCUAUCCUUUAAAAACAACAGCAACAAGGAGGAGAUCCAACGCUGCGGAGGCAUCGCGGCCGCCGUGGCUCUGCUCAGAGAAACCGACUCAGUGGAGAUCCAGAAACAGCUGACAGGUCUUCUGUGGAAUUUGUCGUCCACCAACAGCUUGAAGACGGACCUUCUUAAGACCACUUUGCCUGUCCUGAUGGACCGCAUCAUCCUGCCUUACACCACAAGUUCAGAGCGGGCCGCCAUCCACGGCCCUGACCACGAAACCUUCUUCCAUGCCACAAGUUGUCUACGAAACCUCAGCAGCACAAAACAAAGCAACCGCCAGACUAUGAGGAAGUGUCGCGGUUUGAUCGACUCUCUGGUCGCUUACCUUGAUGAUUGUGUGGACGCUGGCAAACCGGAAGAUAAGUCCGUAGAGAACUGCGUGUGCAUCCUGCACAACCUAACCUUCCAGCUGCAGACCGAGGCGCCGGGAUUGUUCAACCGCAUCACAGCACUGGCCAUGCCGGUUAGCAAGGGUGAUGGUGAGGGCGACGCCGGUCCUAUUGGCUGCUUCAGUCCACAGAGGCAAGGGUCAGAAAGCAAGCAGUACUUCGACUUCCCUGUUGUGGAGGACCCCCAUCCGAGUGGUGCAGGCUGGCUCAUCCACUCCAAGACUCUGCAGACCUACUUGUUCUUGCUCCGCUCUAGUCAGCAAGAAGAAACCCAAGAAGCCUGCUCCGGAGCUCUGCAGAACCUCACCGCACAUGAAGGCGUUGUGUCCAAUGUCAUGAGCCAGACCAUUGUGCAGAAACUGGACGGCCUGCAGGCAGUCACCCCUCUUUUGAAGUCAGAUAAAGUUAGUGUGCAGAGAAAUGCAGUGGCUUUGGUACGCAACCUGUCCAAGAACGCAAACUUGCACAGCACCUUAGCUCGGAAAGUGCUGCCCGAGCUGCUGAGCAUCCUCCAGGCGGGCACCAGAGAAGGUAACGAAUCGGACGACACGCUGGCCCUGGCGUGCCAGACGGCCAACUUUCUGCUCACGAAGGAACCCGAGAGAGGCAAGCACCUGUUGAACGGCAGUCUUAUUAACUCGCUGCAGGAGCUCAGCCAAAACAGAUAUUUCCCCAAGACUAGCAAGGCGGCAUCGCUGUUUCUGUACCACCUGUGGUGUGAUAAAGACAUCCAGAACCUCCUAAAGAAGCAAGGAAUGAACAAGUCGGCGUUCGUGAACGACAUCACAACGGCGGCGCAUAAGGCGGCUUACGUCGUCAACUAGGGCACAUCCCGGGCAUCCUGUCUCAUUUCAGCUACAACUUGACAGCGUGUCCCUUGUCCAAAUUCUUGGAAAAUAUUUUUAUUUCCCACGGUUGUUUUGAAAAGAAAGUGUCAAUAAAGUUUUAUUACGGGGAAACAUACUGUGUCAGUC
Messenger RNA from Doryrhamphus excisus (bluestripe pipefish), 2491 nucleotides. Its product is annotated as plakophilin-1. The record is from RefSeq and is a predicted model, not a curated record. NCBI's taxonomy places the organism in Eukaryota, Metazoa, Chordata, Actinopteri, Syngnathiformes, Syngnathidae. Gene Ontology annotation, molecular function: protein binding. Gene Ontology annotation, biological process: cell-cell adhesion. Gene Ontology annotation, cellular component: cytoplasm; adherens junction; plasma membrane.